UCACCACUCUUCUGCUUUCUUCUCUCCACCCCUCAGCACCAUAGAGGCAAGCUUUGGUUCAGGUCAUGUGGCUAAUCUAAAUACUGCGAGAGUCCAAAGCAUGCAGCUCUGAUUUCAGUUGAGCCUUGGAACCUGGAGGAAGCGUUGUGUUUUAGUCCGGAGAAGUUUGGAAGUCACCAUGGUUGACAGCAUGGACAUGGAGAAGCCAGAGAAGAGCUACUGCAUCCGCACCAAGCAUGUCAUCAUCAUUUGCGUGACGGUGGUGGUGUGCUCGUUGGCGGUGGGCCUCGGCGUGGGCCUCUCCAAAUCUGGCACCACACCCCCCAUCACCUCCACACCAGCACCCACGACAGGGCCCACCCAGCCCCCCCCGCCUGCCAGGGGGCCCUGUGCACCUUCCACCGUCGCCAGCGGCGACUGGAGGGACUUCCGUCUGCCCACCUACGUGAACCCGAUCCACUACGACCUGCACCUGGAGCCGGACUUGGUGGAGGACAGCUACACGGGCACCGUGGACAUCCACCUGAACGUCAGCAAGCCCACGCGCCACCUGUGGCUCCACAUCAGGGAGACGUUUGUCAGUGCCCAGCCCAGGCUGAGGAUGCUGAGCGGCCGAGCUGGCCAGAGGGAGGUGGCAGUGAAAGGCUGCUUCGAAUACGUGCCCCAGCAGUACGUGGUGGUGGAGGCCACAGAGGAGCUGCCUGCCACCGGCCCAGGAGAGGUGUACGUGCUCAGCCUGGAUUUCCAGGGCUGGCUCAACGGCUCCGUGGUGGGGUUCUACAGGGUCGUCUACUCCGAGAACGGGGUCACCAAGAAGAUCGCUGCGACCGAUCACGAGCCAACGGAUGCUCGCAAGUCGUUUCCCUGCUUCGAUGAACCAAACAAGAAGGCCACCUACAACAUUUCCAUCACUCAUGAUAAAAGCUACGGAGCGUUGUCCAACAUGGCUCUUGAGGGCGAGCCUCAACAACUGCCCGGCGAUAAAGUAAAGACCUCCUUCCAGAAGUCCAUUCCAAUGAGUACCUAUUUGGUGUGUUUUGCUGUGCACCAGUUCCAAUAUGUGGAAAGAACAUCCGCCCGAGGAAUUCCUCUGAGAAUCUACGCCCAGCCAAGUCAGUUAGGAACUGCAACGUAUGCAGCCAACACAACCAAAGUCAUCUUUGAUUACUUUGAGGAAUAUUUCAACAUGACAUACUCCAUCACAAAACUGGAUAAGAUAGCCAUCCCUGACUUUGGUACUGGUGCCAUGGAAAACUGGGGCCUCAUCACCUACCGGGAAACCAACCUGCUGUACGAUGACGAGCAGUCAUCGUCCUACAACAAGCAGCGAGUGGCCAGUGUCAUCGCCCAUGAGCUGGUUCACCAGUGGUUCGGGAACAUUGUGACCAUGGAUUGGUGGGAUGACCUCUGGCUAAACGAGGGCUUUGCCAGUUUCUUUGAGUACAUCGGUGUGGAGAAAGCUGAACCCAGCUGGGGCAUGCGAGACAUCAUGAUCAUCAGUGACGUGCUUCCUGUCAUGGUGGACGACGCCCUCCUCUCCUCUCACCCCAUCAUCGUGAAUGUGUCGACCCCAGCAGAGAUCACCUCUGUGUUCGAUGCCAUCUCGUACAGUAAGGGAGCGUCCAUUCUCAGGAUGCUGGAGGAUUGGAUGGGAAAAGACCUGUUCAGAGACGGCUGUCGAAAAUAUUUGAAAGACUACCACUUCAAAAACGCAAAAACUGCCAACUUCUGGGAUUCUCUUGCCGACGUAAGCGGGCUGCCGGUUGCAGACGUCAUGGACACCUGGACCAAACAGAUGGGUUAUCCUGUGCUGGACCUGUCCGUCUCAGAGACAGUUGCCAAACUGAGCCAGAGGCGAUUCCUCCUGGAUCCCAAAGCUAAUCCCACCGAGCCGCCUUCGCCUCUCGGGUACAGUUGGACAAUUCCAGUCAAAUGGCACUCUGUGAAAAGUGACAAAAAUAUGCUGGCCAUGUUUCAAAAGAGCAGCACAGAACACGUACUCAGUAACUAUUUGGCCUCGGAGGACGGGCUGCUGAAGGUCAACAACGAUCACCUUGGAUUCUACAGGGUCAACCACGAGGACCACAUGUGGAACGCUAUCAGUCAACAGCUAGAGAGCAAACACUCGGAGUUCGAUGCAGCUGAUCGCACAAGCUACAUUGACGAUGUCUUUGCUCUCGCAAGGGCAGAUGUUAUAGAUUAUGGUAAUGCCUUCAAUCUUACCAAGUACCUGACCAAUGAGACGGACUACAUAGUGUGGGACCGCGUGGCCUCCUCCAUCGCGUACGUCCGAGACAUGCUGUCAGGCAACGCUGCACUCUACCCAUUGUUUCAGGAACUGUUUCGUAACCAUGUUAAAGCCAUCCAAACCCAACUCGGAUGGAAUGACACCGGAACACAGACGCAGAGGUUGCUGAGGGAGACGGCACUUGGCAUCGCCUGUCAGAUGGGAGAUCAGGAAGCACUGGACGAAGCCUCUCGCAUUUUCGACCAGUGGAUCAGUGGAAGUGUCAGCAGCGUGGCAGUGAACCUGAGGCUGCUGGUCUAUCGAUAUGGCAUGAAGAACUCAGGCACCGAAGCAAAGUGGAACACAAUGUUCCAGAGGUACAAAGACACGUCUCUGGCUCAAGAGAAGGACAAGCUGCUGUAUGGACUGUCUUCUGUGGACAAUAUUGAACUCCUCUACAGGCUGCUGGAGGCCUGUAAAGAUGAGAGUGUGGUGAGGAGUCAGGAUCUAUUCACCGUGGUGCGAUACGUUUCCAUCAACCCACUGGGGCAGGACAUGGCCUGGGACUGGACCACACUCAACUGGGAUUACCUGGUCAACAGGUACACCAUCAACGACAGGAACCUUGGACGCCUACUCGGUCGGAUUACCACCUCCUACAACACAGAGCUCCAGCUAUGGAAGAUGGAGCAUUUCUUCAGUCAAACUCCAAACGCUGGUGCCGGGGAGAUGCCCCGGAAACAGGCGCUUGAGACGGUGAGGAACAACAUCGAAUGGAUCCGGAGCAAUGAGAACGAGAUCAGAAGCUGGCUGGAGAGCAAUGUGGCCUUAAGGGGCCACAGCCUGUGAAACACUUUAGAAAUAGUUUAGCUUUAGUUUUGGCCCCUUUAACAGAGUGUGGUUCUGCUCUUCAAAUAUUUCCAUAAGCAUCCAAAGCAUUCACUACACUGCCUCACACCAAGUAGGUCAGUUAGGCAUUGAGUUAGGAGUUGUGAACAAUCUAUCUACUGCAAACAGUUCAACAUCCCAUUAUGUGGCUAGUUCUACAUCGAUGCUUCAUUUCUUAUCUGGCGAAUAUAUUGGAGUAGAUUUUAACUUGUGGCAGAGUGAGUUUUCUAUUGGCAGCACAUUGCAGCCAUGAAGCUCACACCUCCCACAUGAUGUGAAGCUGCAUUCUGCCGUUUGUAUCUGUGAGCAAUAAUGGAACUGAAACUUGCUGAAGAGUUGAAUAAACAUUUACUUAAACAACUGAAUUUGCGC
This is a messenger RNA of Pungitius pungitius (ninespine stickleback), 3487 nucleotides long. RefSeq names its product glutamyl aminopeptidase (gene enpep). Gene Ontology annotation, molecular function: zinc ion binding; metalloaminopeptidase activity; peptide binding. Gene Ontology annotation, cellular component: plasma membrane; cytoplasm. Lineage: Eukaryota; Metazoa; Chordata; Actinopteri; Perciformes; Gasterosteidae. The record is from RefSeq and is a predicted model, not a curated record. Gene Ontology annotation, biological process: peptide catabolic process; regulation of blood pressure; proteolysis. Bases 179 to 3076 code for a protein of 965 amino acids. The transcript is spliced from 20 exons.